This is a messenger RNA of Physeter macrocephalus (sperm whale), 1800 nucleotides long. RefSeq names its product zinc finger protein 202-like. Bases 1 to 912 code for a protein of 303 amino acids. Lineage: Eukaryota; Metazoa; Chordata; Mammalia; Artiodactyla; Physeteridae. The transcript is spliced from 4 exons. The record is from RefSeq and is a predicted model, not a curated record.
AUGAUUCGUCUGGAACAAAUGGGCGCCCAAGCCAUCCGCAUAGAUUCCUGGUUAAUCAUGCUGUCAGUCUGCAGGCCCUGGUGGAGGCCUAUGGGAAAUGUAGUCCGGCCAAGCCCCAGUCUUUUGGGGGCUCGCAUUUCCGCUUCCGGUGUUUAUGGCUGUCCGAAAGUCCGGACUUGGUGUCUGGCCUCGGGUUGGGGGUGUCGUGUGGGGACUUUGCGUGCCCACAGAGAAGUGAAGCUGGAAGAAGAUUCCCACUGGGAGCAGGAAAUUUUCUUUCAAGGGAGUAUCCCUGGACCAGAGACCUCCUGUCAGCACUUUUGGUAUUUCCACUAUCAAGAAGCAUCAGGACCCCGGGAGGCACUCAUCCAACUCCAGAAGCUCUGUCAUCAGUGGCUGAGACCGGAGAAGUGUACGAAAGAGCAGAUCCUGGAGUUGCUAGUCCUGGAACAGUUCCUGGCUGUCCUUCCCCAGGAGAUCCAGAUCUGGGUUAGACAAAAACAUCCAGAGUGGAGAGGAGGCAGUGGCUCUGGUGGAAGACUUGCAAAAAGAACCUGGAAGACUGGGGCUGCAGGGACAGGAGGUGCUGUCAGAGGAGAAGGAACCCUCAGGAUCGGUACUAGGUCCCCUAAACAUCCAUCUGAAGCAAGCACAGACAGAAUCCAUGUGUCUGUUCCAGGCAGUGGUGAAGAACUCACAGCCAGAACCAGAAGACCAAGUGAACCACAGCCCCAAAGUAAAACUUGGAUCCUUCCACGAGAGCGCCUUUCCAACCCACAGACCCUGUGUGAGCUCCCACAUGGAGCAGGAGGAAAACCCACAGAGCCCCGAUCUUCAGUGCUCCAGAGAGGAGAGUGUGAGACUCCCUGGUGGGUUGGGGAAGAGUCAGGCCUGGCCAGGUGCCCAUCUUGAGAAAAGCCAAGACGGGGGAUGAGCUGGAGUGGCAGGGCCUGGAGGAUGAGAAGGUGGCAGAGGGAUGCACUGGGGCUACGAGGAAACCAGGAUUUUCCUGGGAAUUCUCAGUGAGUCCUGGAUUCAUGAGAAGCUCUGUACGUGCCAUUGGAACCGCCAGGUGUACCGGCUUGUGGCUGAGCGGCUGCGAGAGCGGGGCUUCCUGCGGACCCUGGAGCAGUGUUGUUACCGGUUCAAAAACCUCCAGACCAACUACCACAAAGCUAAGAGGACCCACAUGCUAGGAACCUGCCCCUUCUACAACAAGAUGGAUGCCCUGAUGUGUCCACAGGCCGCCACCUCCAUUCCAGAGGUGGCUGGGGGUCUGCUUGGGCAGAGGUACCGUGAUGUGGAGCAGGAAGAACUGCAGAGGGCUUACUGGGAGCAGGAGGAGGCGAUGCUGGCCAAGGCCGUGUUAGAAGGUGGGUCAGAGAAGCAGGGGUGGAACCAAGGCCAUACAGCAGCAUCUUUAGAAGAAGGGCAUUCAGGAGCCAUAAUGGAGGAUUCUGAGGGGGAAGAACUGGGCACUGAAGAAGCGUCUGGAAGCUCUGGUAUCCCAGCCCUGUUUUGGAGUCCUACUGGUAGGCCCCUGUCACCAGCAAGACGGGAGGGCUCUGGUUGUUAGCAGGGUUUGGGGAGGGCCUCAUCGCAACCAGCUAUUUCAGAGGUACUAUGUGGACUGAAGGCAUAUUAUAAUAGUUUGGAAAGGGCAAGGAAAGACUAUUUUUACACACAAAAGGUGGAGCCCUUUGUUCAUGUGUGUAACUGAGAAAAAGGAAGAACCACUAUAUAAGUAUGAUGAUCAGCAUAAAAAUAAAUAUGCGUGUGCAUAUUGUUGGAUCCAGUCCU